Lentinula edodes (shiitake mushroom) is the source of this 867-nucleotide messenger RNA. RefSeq lists its product as uncharacterized. The transcript has 3 exons. The coding region runs from base 65 to 664 and encodes 199 amino acids. The record is from RefSeq and is a predicted model, not a curated record. Lineage: Eukaryota; Fungi; Basidiomycota; Agaricomycetes; Agaricales; Omphalotaceae.
UGAAAGGGCUGACUAAGUUUGGCAACUACGUACUGUAACCAUAAAUUACUCAAACUCGUGGAGGAUGCUUUCUCGAAUAAAACUUACCCCCCGCUCUUUUGGACGGCAAAUUUCUACUUUUCAAAAUUUUCGCUGCAACGCCUAUGCAUCCCGCAUCCGCCUGGCAACUCCUCUUUUGGUGCAACGUCGUGGUAUUCGUACAAAGCCAGAAACAUCGAGGUUGAAAACCCACAAGGAUGGGCCUACAGCAGGUGAAAAGGUUUUGAUGCAACGGAUGCUGGAGCAAAGACAACUUAAUAUCUCCAAAGUGGCAAGGGAACGGGGCUGGUUCUUUCCUUCAAAAUAUCUGCAACUUCCAUUUGGCUGGUCGUAUGAAUGGCCCGCCUGGGUUGCUGGGUGGGAGUUGGUCCCCAUUGUAACCCGCUCUCAUAACGAACUUGUUCUCGAGCACUAUUUUGCCAUGUCGGGGAAGUCAACGCCAAUAAUUUUUCACUUGGAUCCUCAUGCCCCAGACUUCAUAUUCCGGUACGAAGGGAUGGACGCGCAGGAUAUUCAACGAAAGGGCGCUUCUUGGAUGGAUCAAGGGAUCCCUGUGAAUUCGACACGUACUCCCCCGAAGAAUUCAUUCUCGCAUCUGGUUCUACACCUGGUUUGGAACACAUGAUGAAAGAAACAUCUGCUGUCUCGGUAUCCUCUGCCGAUCAUUCCUCGCACCGUGACACCUUUGCGGAAGAAUGUGAUCUCGAAUUAAUUCAAUUCGAACAACGACUAGCUGAUCUUGAAAACGAAACAAAAGGAAAGGAUCGUGCAGAGACAAUUAUGUCUCUGGCGUUCGGUGAUUCUAUGGAGGAACCGCUGUAUCCCAUC